AUGGAGAAGCUAAAUCCAUUUCAAGAAAACAAUCCUCGGAGUUUACUCGAGCUCGCAAAAAAGUUAAAUGAAAGAAGGUUCUUUGAGACUUUUCUUAAUGACGCACAGUUUAAAAUCGUUGAUUACAUUCUUUCUUUAGAUCAAGUGGAAGUAUGGAGUCAAUUUCUCGAAGGAAACUGUUAUGUUCAGUACAAAUAUCUGGAUAAGAUCGAGAAACCCGUCUUGAAUGCCAUUCUAGAAGAUGGGGUAGAUGAUGACGAGGAAGAGGAGGAGGAAGAAGAAGCAGCAGCAGGAGGAAAAGAAGAGAGGGUAAAUAAAGGAGCUGGAAUGGGAGGCAAACAUAGAAAACAAGAUAGUGUAGCUGAUGCUAAAUCUAAUACAAAGAUUAAACAGGAGAAUGGAAAUAAGAGAACAGGAACUGUUAAAACCUAUGAAGCACAGCGAGCAGAGGAGAAUGUUGAAUUGUCAUUUGAUGAAGGUAUUAAAAUGAGCAAGAAAUUGGCGCUACAUAUUCGAUAUUUACUUUGGGAGAAAGCUAUUGAUUUUUAUUAUGAUACUCAAGAGUUGAAUCAAAAUGAGACAGGUGUUGGCAUGUCCAUUAAAGAAGUAAGUGACGAUUACGAGCUUAUGGAUUCUAUGCAAUAUGAAACCGCAGAGCACAAAAACGAGCCUCCAAAGGUUGAUGCAACAAAAAACGUGCGAGAGGUUGAAGAUGAUUAUGAUGAUUAUGACGACGAGGAUGACGAGGAUGAGAAAGAAGAGGUAGAUAAGAACAAAAAGGAUAAUGGUGAUGGUAAUAAGGGUCUGGAUGAGGAAAACCAUUCUAAUUUUACUCAAAGUUCUCAGGAUAAUGAACUUGAGUAUAAUGAAAAGAAGCAACUUGUACUAAAAGUACCGGUACUGAUAUUCGAGAAUGCCACAAAUGCAGGGCAGACGGAUAAAGGAACAUUCCUGCCGCAGCUGCCGUCCUAUUCUUCUUCUGCUACUGCGGCUGCUGCUGCUACUUCAUCAUCAUCUUCCUCGUCUUCGGCAACGACUACUGCUAUGCAUACCGAAGACAAAAAAGCUGACCAGGACAAUCUCAUAAAGGAAUUCAACAAAGUAUACCAUAAUUUUGAGUACGAUAGAGAGACGCUUUUCAAAAGACGAAAAUUGGAGCAAUCGGAUCUUCGGCUCGAAAAGAAAGAUGAGAAGAAUGGCAAAUCCGCAACCCAUGCAAUGAAUAUAGCCCUAGGUCUUACAUCAACAUCGCUUCAGCAUUUGCUCUCUACUAUUCAUUCCAAACGAAAUAAAGUUGCUUUGAAUGAUCAUGAGCUUCGAAAUUUGUUUAUGGAUGUUCGCAAGAAUCGAGGGAAAUGGGCCAAUGAUGAUAGGGUGGGUCAAGAAGAGUUGUAUGAAGCAUGUGAGAAAGUUGUCACCGAACUCAGAAACUAUACUGAGCACUCGACUUUUUUUCUUAAUAAGGUAUCGAAACGUGAAGCACCCAAUUAUGGUUUAAUAAUUAAGAAACCAAUGGACUUGAACACUGUUAUGAAGAAAUUGAAAAACUUGCUGUACAACUCUAAAAAAGAGUUUGUUGACGAUCUAAUGUUGAUAUGGUCCAACUGUUUAACUUAUAAUGCUGACCCGAAACACUUUAUACGAGCGCAUGCUAUAGCGAUGCAGAAAAAGACCCAGAAGUUGGCACCAACUAUACCCGAUAUUACUAUCAAGACUCGCGCCGAGUUGGAAAAGGAGGAAGAAGCUGAGGCCGAAGCCGAGAAAAAAGGAGGCACAACAGGGAGUGUGGAGCGGGCCACCGAAAAGGACAAUGAAAAUGCGAGUGGGUCAUCUUCUGGGAAGCACACAUCGAAAAAGGGCAGGAAAAGAACGCGACAGGAUGAGGUGAAGACCGAAGAAGUAAAGAAUCAAGACCCUAAUGGAACCAGGGGUAGCACUCCAAAUAUUGGAAAUGGUACACCAGUGGAGGAAAAACCUAAUGGAGUGCAUGAAGCAGAGGAGGAAGACGAAGAGGAAGAUGAAAACAUGGCAUCAUCGUCAGGUGCUAUGGCAGGCGCAGUUGGUGCGGAAAAUGAAGAAGACGAGUUUGAUCCAGAACUUCAAGCUUGGAAAACUUUAACAUCCAAAUCAAGAGCAAACUAUUGUGAGCAGCGAUCCAAAUUAUUUGAUGAAAGAGGAUAUCUUCGCUCUGAGGCUCCAGCGAUUAUCCGAAAAUCUGAUGAGAUGGCGCAUUUCAAUGAAUACUUGUCAAACGAAGAAGUCAUUUCAAAAGCAAAAAGUUUGCUAGAAAACGAUGAGCCAUACAUGAUGGAGUACGAUGUUAGUGGAGGUGUUCCAGGGUUCGCUUAUAGUGGUGUCACCGAAGAACAAGAGGAGGCUUCUGAGAACAAACUAGUAGAUAUUUAUUUGCAACAAACAGGUGGUGACGCAUCCAAAAUCAAGUCUGAUUUCACAUUACUGCAAGACUCUGGGUUGAACAAACUAUAUGUUGAAAACAUAACUGAGAUACAGGAGAUUCGUAAAAUAUGUUUCAAGAUUUCUUUAAUCCGACAAAUGCAAACACAACAGUUUGUUCACCACACACAAAUGAAACAACCUGAAAUAGAACAUAUCAAAGAAGUGGAUACGGAUGCUGCUUCGAAAUUGCCAAAUCACGACCCAUACACUCAUGAAAUCCAAUAUUGCGUACUCCGUCGAAAUGUCGCCAAGAUUGCAAUGCAAACAGGGUUUGAAACUGCAGCGCCGUCUGCAAUCAAUACCUUGGCUCAAAUUGCCGAAAAGUACAUUGGAAACAUUGCCAAAUCAUUGAAACUUCACACUGAAACCAAUUCGAGAAACCGACUUAAUGACCCUCAAGAGGUUUUGUUAUUGUCUCUUUUGGAGAAUGGAGUUGACAAGCCAGAUGACUUGUACACGUUUAUUCAGGAAAGAGUUAUGAAACAACAGGAUAAGUUAAAGGAUUUGCGAGUUAAACUAUCAAACUUUCUCAAGGAUUUGUUACGACCCGGCUUGGAAAAUUUCAAUGAGAAAAGUUUUGCCGAUAAUAGUGAGCAGUUUAUGACUGGUGAUUUCUCAAAUGAUCUUGGUGAUGAUUUCUUUGGUUUUAAAGAGUUGGGUUUGGACAAGGAGUAUAACAUGUUGACGUCGUCGAUACCUAUACACCUCCUUCAUUCACGUUUGCACAAUCAAUUCAGCUCCACAGGUGGAGCUAAUAAACGUCACAAAUUUGAAGACUUGCAAGAAUACGAACCAGAAAAACUUCACGCCAGUGAUGUGGAAAAACAAAUUGGAUUAUUGAAACCAUUCUAUUCCAAACUUAAUGAACGAUCCAAACAGCAGCAUAUCAAGUUGCAGAAGAAAAAAGGCGAGAGUCUUGACUUACCAGACGACAAUUUGUUUGUUUUGAUUGAAGAUGAAGAGUUGCCUCAAAAGCAAAGAAACAUACGUCCUAAAUUACCACCAACUGGUAAGAUUACGGCUAUUAAGAAAAAAAUCAUUGCAAACUCCUUUUUCUUAAAAGAGGAAGACGAGUUGCCGAAACUUGAACCUAUUCCCGUGGCUGGUAAACAGGCAGUACCGAAAACGAGUGAUGCUGAAAAGUCCAAUCAAAAAGAGGAUAAAGUAAAUGAUUCAUCUAAGGAAUCUAAUGAUGAAGGGGCCAAAAAGACAGACUCAGAAGAGAAGAGCAAAGAAAAUAAAGACAUUGCAAUGAAUGGUACAGCAGAUGAGAAGAGUCUAAGUAUCGAAAAAGAUGCAAAAAUUAUAGACUCUGAACAAGUCAAAGGAUCGAAAGAUGAAACCAAAGAUGAAGGCAAAGAUAAGGAACCAUCAAUAGAUGGAGGUAAGGAGGAUGGGUCAUCAAAAGUUGAAGGCAAAGAUAAGGAACCAUCAAAAGAUGGAGGUAAGGAGGAUGGGUCAUCAAAAGAUGAAGGUAAAGCUGAAGAGUCAUCAAAAGAUGAAGGUAAAGCUGAAGAGUCAUCAAAAGAUGAAGGUAAAGCUGAAGAGACAUUAAAUAAUGAAGCAAAAAAAGAGAUUGUGGAUGAAGAUGCAGGUAAACAUCCAACAAGUGGACACAAGAAAGACGUUAGCGACGAAAACACAGUAAAUGUUGAGAAUGUUGAGAAUGUUGAGAAUGAUGACGUUGAUGUCGAGAUGAAGGAUACGGAGGACAAGAAGGACACAGCUAGUGUCCCGCCCGAGGCGCCGAAUAAAGCGUUGGACACGGCAGACCUUGACAGCAAUCGUGAUAUUGCUCAUGAAGACUGA
Messenger RNA from Lodderomyces elongisporus, 4266 nucleotides. It is a transcript of the gene SPT7, whose product is annotated as SAGA histone acetyltransferase complex subunit. Gene Ontology annotation, biological process: regulation of transcription by RNA polymerase II. Bases 1 to 4266 code for a protein of 1421 amino acids. The record is from RefSeq and is a predicted model, not a curated record. The transcript has a single exon. Gene Ontology annotation, cellular component: SLIK (SAGA-like) complex; SAGA complex. NCBI's taxonomy places the organism in Eukaryota, Fungi, Ascomycota, Pichiomycetes, Serinales, Debaryomycetaceae. Gene Ontology annotation, molecular function: protein heterodimerization activity; structural molecule activity.